Messenger RNA from Fragaria vesca subsp. vesca, 413 nucleotides. Its product is annotated as proteinase inhibitor type-2 CEVI57-like. Bases 19 to 261 code for a protein of 80 amino acids. The record is from RefSeq and is a predicted model, not a curated record. NCBI's taxonomy places the organism in Eukaryota, Viridiplantae, Streptophyta, Magnoliopsida, Rosales, Rosaceae. The transcript has 2 exons.
ACGAAGCAGCAAAUCAACAUGGCUACAGGCAAGAGUAUUGGUGCAAUAGUUCUUCUCCUUGUUUGUGGUUCAAUCCUACUGGGUAUGAAUCCAACUGAGGCCAAAGUUUGCAUUCAAGUUUGCUACGAGGCAGCUUAUAUGACUUGCCCGUCCUCAGGCUCUACUCAUCUCUCACCAUCCUGCAACUGUUGCUUAGCUCCGGAGGUCGGCUGCUCCAUUUACAACUCCGAUGGAACUAAGAUCUGUACUGGUACUGAAUAAAUAACUAAGACGCAUGCAUGAUCAUCAUGCCCAACUGGAAUAAAUGGUUUUCAGAAAUAUAGUUACAUAUAUAUAGUAACGAGAAUAAGAAACAGACUUCAAAUUCGAUGUCUAGUUUAUGAUUAUUGCUUCCCGAUCUCUCUUUAUGAUUU